GUGCAACUGUUUCAGAUCGGUUGCACUAAAUAUUUUUUUAUUUUCAAUUUAACGUUAUUUUUCUCCCUCGAGGAGUACUACAAAAUUGUAUAAUGUUCGAUUAAAAGUCGUAGUUUUAGUAGCUAGUUUUCCCCUUAUUGUGUUGUCUUAGUGUAGAAUUUUAAAAUUCGAAAAUAUUUCAAAUUUUACGUAAAGUAUCCAACAUAACCUACAAAAUUAGUCGUUGUUGUGAGUGCGUUUGUGUUUCUAAGCAAAUCAACCUGAAAGAAAAUUAAGAAAUAUCGUGUCCCCAAAAUCUCAUCGUAAACAUCAACAAGAAAAUGGAUCGCAUAUGGGCCGCAUCUAAGACGUAUAGAAAUAUGCACAACUGACAGGCGCAAGUGUCAACAAAGGCGGCCAAAAAGCCAGGGAAUAGGCCAUAAAUUAUUUGGUUCAAGUGCAGCCACCAUGAAUCUGUACACUCUAUACGAUUGGAUCACAUCAUUGCUCCGUCCGCCCGGCGCCAGUGUAAGCUACAAGGCGAUCGAGGCGUCGGCUCUCGAAGAGUUGCCAGCAACAUCAUCAUCGGCAACAGCAACAUCCACAGCAGCAACAUCAGUGCCGGCAGCAACAUUGCGCGCCACUGGAGCGGCAGCAACUUGUGUGGAAGUUGAGUUCAUACCCACGCUAAAUUUUAUAUUUGAGAAGCCAACUUCGUUCAGUGAGCAACAGUCUCCGGAGAAUUCUGAACAUGUGGCCCCUGGUGCGUCCGAUAAGGAACCUGCAGAUGAUUGCGACUCCGACAAUGACUCCACACACACUUAUAUAAUAUCGCGGAGCAGCUGGACAGAGGUCACAUCGAGUAGCACACCAUAUGCGGUCACGUCCACGGACACCGCCGAACUAUUGAGGCGACAGAACAAUCUCAGUCUCACGGAGGAGGAUCAGUCGGUGUCGUCGUUUAGCAUUGAACAACCCACCAGUUCCAUGACCAUUGACAUGGCCGAGCAACAGACAACAAGAACCACAACGACGGGGACGACCACGACGAGUAGUGCCGAUGUUGUGGCCACAACCGCCACGACAACAACCACAACUAGCAGUAGCAUAGAGGAGGAGAUCGAGGAAGCCAUCGAGAUCAGUGAGGUGGAGGAACAAUUAAACUCCCCACUGGAAUCUCUAUCGGAGGCAGCUGCCUUUGCCCGGCCAAAGGAUAAGCAAUCAAGUGCCAAAAGUUUGAGCAGCAAUCCGGAUGGGGAAGAGGAUGAGGAUGCGGAUGAGUUUCGUAUCGAUGAUGCCCAGCUAUCUGGCGGUCAAUUGGCUCAGCAUUUCCUGGUCGCCGAUGAGGAUGAGAGCGAGGAGGGCUCGGAUCUUCCAGCUGCCUCCAAAGUGGAGGUGAGUCACUCCACCGAUGAUGAUGACUUCGACAUUAGUUUGCCUUUGGAGCAGAGGAAACCUGUGCAUUCCCUGCACGAGGAUGAGGAGUCAGUGGAUCAAAGUUUGAGCAACCAAAGCACUACGGAUGAUGUUUCCGAAUUGGUUGAGGAGCCAGUUCUGGAAAAGGGAGAUAAAACCGAGGAAAGUGAGGCCAUCAGUGCCAGUGCUCCUCAGGAAACUCAGGUCGAUGAAAGUCAAAUAACAGAAGAGCAGGAUCAUUCAAUGGAAGAAAUAGUGGCCACAAAUGAAUCUAUCGAAGUGACAUACGAAGCUGAGGAAACAGCAAAUACGUCACACAAACAGGACUUAGUAACGGACUUGGAUGAGGAGCAGGAGGAUCGGGUAGAAGAGGUUACAAGGCCUACGUCUACGGUUGAAACCCUGAAGCUACCUCCGCUACAAGAACCUCAGAUCAUGGAACGUAAAACAGCUAAAGCUUUGCAAACUUUACGCUUGAAACCAGAGGCUCUUGAACCUUUAGAGCUAACCAUUCUGGAAAUAGAUGACGAUGAAGAUGAUGACGAUGACGAAGAGAGUUCCCUGCAACUGAUGAAGCUGCGGUUGAUGGCCAUGAAUCAACAAAUGAUUACGGACAAUGCUCCAAAACUUUCGCCCACGGAAGCAGAGCAAACACAAGUAAGCAGCAGCUCCAACAAUUUGGAGCUCAAACAAAUGGAGCGAGUGCCUCUCACAGAAUUCUCCAAGGAUGUUCUCGAGGAUAUCACCGAAGAAAGCGAGAGACUACUGUCCAUGAGCACAACCAUCGAAGAGGAACAAGAUCCACCUUCCUUGUCCCUAGAUGAAUCCAAAACUCUACUACAUGCAGGUGCCAGUAAGGCAGCAGGCAGUAGUUCCAGUUUGGUGAGCCUGAACAUGCUCAAGCAAUUGGAGGCCAAAGUACAGGAGCUACAUACCCAACUGGAGACCAAGGACAACUGCCUGGCAUCGCUGAAUCUUCAACUUGAGGCGGCCAGAAGGGAAUCCAGUGCGGGUCCAGCUUCGGCCAGGGAUUCCAGUUCGCUGAUGACCAACUCCACGGAGUAUCGCACUCUACAGGAUGAACUUGGCGGACCGACUUUGGAUAUUUAUGUGGAGAUGUCGCGAAGAGAUGAGAUGAUUGCCAAACUAACCGAUUCUCUGCAACAAUCGCUGAGUGUGCGUGAAAAACUACAAGCGGAUUCAGAUCGUAUGGGCGGCGAAGUGCAGAAUUUGCGUCGCCAACUUCAGGAAACAAUAGAGGCAGUGAAACGUUCGAGUGUCGUUUGGCCGGAACAGGAAUGCAAUCCCGGCCAGCGUCUCUCGGAGAUUUCCAUGGAUCUAAUCAGCGAAAGCGAUGAUGAUUUGGAUCGUCAUUUUCUUACGGACAACGAGGAGCGCGGAUCGCGGAGCUCCAAGGAGAGACAAUUGCCUCAGUUCCAAGCCAACGAAGAAUUGGGUCUGCAGGCCACAAAUCCGGAGUGGACACCGGCAUUUAGCAAGCAGAUCGAGCAGUUCCACACCUAUUUGCUGCCCACGGAGCAGCGCAUCUUCCUAAUGGUUCAGCGCAAGUUCGAUGAUUAUUUGAACCAGCAGAUUGCCCUAUGUCGGGAUUUAGGCGCCCAGGAGCUAAAGAUUGCCCGCGAUCAGUGGGAGAGCGAGAAGCAGAGCAGCGAACAGAUCCAGCAGGCAGCGCAUGCCAAGCAAAUGGAGGAGCUGCGCAAGUACUUCGAGCACAAGUGCGCUGAUCUGGAGAAGCAGUUCUCGGAUGACGUCUUCUCGCACAAGUCGCAGCACCAAGCUGGAGACAGCUCCUCGGAGUGCUCUGAGGUGGAUCAGCUGCCCGAGGAGUCGGCAUCCGCGGUGGCCUCCAAGGAACCUUCGCCCCGCAAACGGAAGCGAGCUGAGCUGCUUCUGAGUCCUAGUCACAGGCAGAUGACUCCCUGUGGAUUGGACUCCCUGGGAGAGACUACUGGUCAAGCUGGCAAAGAUAAUUCUCCGGAUAUAUCCGACCUGAAGAUAUUUUACCAAUCGCAUAUUAAGGAGCUAAAACGCGCUCACGAGGAUCAGGUGCGCAAGCUGAGCGAUCGCAUAAAGUUCUAUGAACGCCGCCACGGUGACGAUGACUACAAGCCCGCAACCGAAUCGCCCACUGCUACCUGCCCGGAAAAGGGUCCCGAAGAGGGACUCGCGAAUACCUCCCUGAUCAUCAUCGAUGAGGACGAGUUGAACUUUAAUAACGAAUCGCAGGUGAUCCAGCGGAUCAUCGAGGAGUAUGAAAGGAGGUUACAGGAGCAAUUGGCGUUGGCUCGCCAGGACAUCGCCACCGAGUUGGAGCAGCAGAUUCAGAAUUUGUUGUCGGAGAAUACUGUGGAUGAUCAGCAUUGGCCCAAGGAGCUGAUCUUGCUGCGCGAGAAGUUUACGGCCAAGAGUCAACUGGAGAUCACUCAGCUGAAUAUUAAACAUGCCGACGAGAUGUCGCGCAUGAAACUGGAAUACGAAAAGCAGCUGAAUCGGAAAAACAAGCGUCACCUGACCUUCGAUGCGACCCGUGACCUGGAGCAGGCGAUCUGCGAACGGGAUGGAUUGAGGGAGCUGUCCAAGAGUUUCCGCAGCGUGAUCUGCCGGCUGGCCAAGUGUGUGGCCAACUGUGAGGAGGAUCUGAAUAACACCCUCUCCGAGGAAGUGCAACGCCUGCUGUUCCACAGUCGCAGCCAGGAUGCGGGUGACGAUCUGGAAGUGACCCUCAGCGGCUCCCUGAACAACACAAAGCAAAUGCUCCGAGUGCCGGAUGUGCACAGUCUGCUGGAAGUUGUGGAGGAUCCCAGUUUGGUGCAGUUCAUCGACAGCAAGAGCAACGAAGAGCCAAGUGAGGAUUUCGAUUUGAAUGAUUGCCUGGAGCGCUUGAAGUCGGAAGCCUCCUAUCUGUUGCAUUUGUCAGAGGAUUUGAAUAAACAGCGACCACACGAUGAGUCCUCGGAGCACCUGGACGAGCCGGAAAAGCAGGAGCAUGAGCUCUGCUGCGAGGCGGAGGAUGGUCUGAAGACCACAGCGGCGGUGCAGCAGCAAGUCCUGACCAAAUUCCUGCGCACAAACUCACUGAAUGAUCAGCAAAUGGGCGUGGCCAGUCAGCGGAAGAACAGCAAUCCGGAGGCGGGAAAAACACAUACCUCGCUGCCACCAGAUCUUCAGCAGCAUGCAGGCAAUGCCUCGGAGCUAUCCUUCCAGCUGGUGCAGCUUAAGAAUCGCCUGAUUAAAUCGGAGGCGGAUCGUCAGAAUUUACAACAGCAAUUGAGUCACACCAUCGAUCGCAAUGCAGAAUUGGGGCAGGAGCUGCAGGCCCUCAGGGAUCAGCUUUCCCAGCUGAAUUCCCUUAACCACACGGACUACAAUGAGGGCUAUGGCCUGGGGCCCAUGAAGAGCCUGCAGGAACAGGGAUUGGAUCAAUCAUCGGCCAGUUUUCUUGCUCUCCAGGAGCGGGCGCGUCAUUUGCUCUCAUCGUCUCCUGUGAAGGAGCCACCUUCAAGGGAUCAGGCGAAUUCCACGGUCACCUUGCUGCAAAUGAUCGAAGACUUUUGCCGCGAGGGCGACAAAGUGGUGGAGUGUGGCAAGAAGGAUCGCGAGGAUCUGCAGUCCCAGAUCGAUACCGCUGACAAGCAGCUGAAGGAUACCAGGCGAUUCCUGGAGGAUCAGGCCGCUGAGCGCGAACAAGAGCGCGACGAAUUCCAGCGCGAAAUCGAGCGGCUGAAGGCUCAGUUGCGCGACAAAGAGAAGGAGCACAGCUCCUAUGCCAAUGCCUCCGAGGAGUUGAAGUUAGCGAAGCGAAAGCAUUAUGCACAGCUGGAGGGACAGUUUAGAGAGGUUAAUCAUCAGCUCAGCGAGUCGAAUGCCAAGCGGGAUAAAUUCGAGGUGGAGCUGAAGGCCUCGAUUGACAAGAUCUUUGUGCUGCGCGAGAUCAUCUCGGAACUGGAGACCCAAGUCCAAACCAAGGCUCUCAACGAACAAGUUCUGGGCGAGAAGGCCAAGCAAUUGGAGGAAUAUGUCAGCUUGCAGAUGAGGGACAAUGAUGCCCUGCAGCAGGAAGUGCACAGCUUGAAGACAGACAUUGGAGAGGGCUAUCAAUCGCGUAUCCGAUUGCUGGAGGAGAAGCUGCAGCAGGGAAGACCAUCCGCCGAACAGGGCUCGGUUUUGAGUCAGGUGGCGGAGAAGCUACGAGAUAUUGAGACUACGUUGGAUCAGAAGACCAAGAUCCUGGAAUCCCUGCACAACUCCAACACGGUCUCCAAUUCGGGCAGCUUGAGUGUCACCGAAGAUGUUUCCAUUCAUGGCAGUAAGGAGCCCACGGCAGCGGGUUCACCCUCGCAUACAUCACUCACCGUGGAAGGUGUCCAGCGGGUUACCGAGAAGCUGGACCGGCACACUCGCGUGGAGGAGGCGGCCAUCAAGCGGAUUCGCGACCUGGAGAUGCAGGUCCAUCAAUUGCGAGCCGGCUGCGUGGAGCUGCAACAUGAACGGGACUCCCUGCAGGGCCGAAUGGAUGAGCAGACCCAGCGGAUAUCGACACUCCAAAAUCGCCUGGAGGAGCAGCGCCAGCGGGCGGAGCAACUGCAUCGUGCCGGCACCUCCGAUUUGAAUACCCGAGUCCAUGAACUCCAGGGUGAAGUCCAGAAUCUCAGCGAGCAACUGACUGCGCGGGACAAACAGAUGGCCACCCUGCGGCAGCAGCUGCAGCGCAGCAAGGAGGAGAUAAUGCGACUGGAGGCGGAAGUCACGGUGCGCACUCAACCAGAUCGCAGUCUGGUGGAUAAACUGCAGGCCGAAGUGCAGCAGAGGGGAGCAGAGAUUGCCAAACUAAAGGAUAAGAUACGCACGGAGAUGAUCAACCGUCUGGCCGUUCCGGAUCUAAUGGAGACCAUGCUGGCGGACAAGAACGAUGAGAUUGAUCACCUUCGCGAUCAACUGGAAGCCAAGGAGAAGGAACUGCUGGCUGCCCAUCAGGAUGGCAGCCUCAUCUCAUCCCCAGCAGGAGCAGCAGGCAAGCAGGAAGGUAGCGGUGGCAAGUUGAGUGCUCGUACGCUCAGCGAUAUCGGAUCGAUUACCGAGUUCCCCGAGCCGGAUGUGGAUCGUCGAGCAGCAAUGCGAAGUAUCAACGCUCCCCUCCAGAUGAGCGAUGGUGCGGGCGUCUUCCUGCACCAGACAAUGGAAACCUCCAAAGAGGCGGUGGCCAAUUUAACGCACAAGCGCACCGACGACCUGAGCGGUUUCAUGGCCCCGUAUCCGGUCAACACCUUUGAGCAUCCUCACUACUUCCAGGCCCUGGGAGUCACUGCCCAGAGCAGCGAUGGCCUCACACCUGGCCUGGUGCCCAGGCAGAUCAACUUCUCCAACCUUACAGAGGAUUCCAAGGUGAAGACCUCUAGUUUGCUGAUGCGCACACCGGAAAUGCCAAGACCCAUGACUCCUCCUGAAGUCCAGCAAUUGCGACUGAAGCUCUCCAAUUUGGAAACGGAAAAGCAGCGACAGCAGAGUGAAUUGGAUAUCAAGUUACAGGAUCUGCAAAAGGAAUUGCAGCAGGAGAAGGAGAAGCUAAGUCGUCAGGCCCAAAGUCUGCAAAGCCAUGAAGAGAAUGAAGUCAAGUAUAGGCUACGUAUUGAGUCCCUGGAGUCCAAGAUCCUGGAGACAGCUGCCCAGGCAGCUAGCGAUCGAGAGAAUCUCCGCAAGGAACUGAAUUGCGUUAGUGCUGCCCAUGAACAGUGCGAAGAUGCAGCAGCUGCUCGUAAGCGGGAGUCGGAAAUCCUCAACAGCGAAGUCAAGAUUAAGGCUGAUCAGCUACAAGCUGCCUUAAGGCGUACUGGGGAUCUGGAGCUGCAGGUUCUAAACUUAGAGCGAGAAUUGGAGCGCUUGAAGAACAGUGAGAACAGCUCGAAGCAGUAUUCGGUGGACGAGAUUGCCCAGCAGGUGGAAAAGGAACUAAACUACUCCGCCCAGCUGGAUUCCAAUAUCCUUAAAGCCAUCGAAAGCGAGGAGGAGAACAAUCUGGACAAAAAGCAGCAGAAGGGAGUGCAAACGGAGGUGGAAACUCUGCCAGGAACGGGCAAUGGAACCGACGACGAGAACUUCACCGGCGAGCGGGAACUGCUCAAUCAAUUGGAAGCCCUUCGCGCUCAGUUGGCAGUGGAACGUGAGCAAUGCGAGGCAAUGAGCAAGGAGCUUCUGGGUGAGAAGCAGCACUCACAGGACAUUCAAGAGCAGGAUGUAAUCAUCAUAGAGGCUAUGAGGAAACGCCUGGAGACUGCUCUGGAUGCAGAGGACGAGCUCCACAAGCAGUUGGAUCAGGAACGGGAACGCUGCGAGCGUCUCCAAACCCAAUUGACUUCCCUGCAGCGAGCGGAGAGUCGAAGGAAUAGUUCUCUGCUGCUUAAGUCACCGGGCGACUCACCCAGGAAAUCCCCACGAGCUGAUUUCGAAUCUGAACUCGGAGAUCGUCUGCGCAGUGAAAUCAAACUGUUGGCUGCUCAGAAUGAGCGGGAACGGGAGAGAUCAGCGGAUGCUCAGCGGAGCAGUGAGCGGGAACGUCAGCGGUAUGAAAAGGAGCUGCAGGAGCGAGUAGCCUACUGCGAACGUCUCAAACAGGAGAUGGAGAAGUUAGCCCGCGACAAGGACUCAGCUGAAUCGGAGUUAGAGCACUUUAACGAACGCCUCACCCUGCAAGCCGGCGAGAUUGAGAGCUUGGAGGCCAGGCUAGUCACUCUCCAGGAGGCGGAGACGCGUAGGGCCAACACACGCACCCGCCAGCACCAGGAGAACGUGAAACUCCAGGCCGAGAUCCAUGAACUUAAGUCCAAACUGUUAAGCGCAGAGGCAGCUAGGGAUUGCCUCGAACAGAAGGUCACCCAGCUCCGCUUCGAUGUGAGUCGCUCCGGUCAGAGGGAAGCUAAGCUAGCUGAAGCCUUGGCGCAGGCCAAUGAUCGAUUGGCCCACAGCACCGAUGACAAUGUGCCGGCCCAGUUUCUGCAGAAGAUGAAGGAGAUCAACACGCUGCUGGCGGAGAAUACCCAGGAGAACCGGCAGAUGGCCGAAACCGUUCAGUUUUUGGUGGGCGAGCGAAUUGCCCUGCAAAAGAAGUGCGAGGAGUUGGGUGGCGCCGGCAACACCAAUGUCACUGAACUGGAGGAGCGCUGCCGGCAGCUGAUCGGUCGCUACUUGCGGGUGGAGUCGCAUCGCAAGGCGCUGGUCUACCAGAAGAGGUAUCUGAAGCUCACUUUGGAGGGCUACCAGGCCAGUGAGCAGUUGGCACUGCAGAACCUGCGAGGUGCCCAGCCUACCCAACGAAAUAUUAAAAAGAAGUUCAAGACUGUGGCCCUGGCGAUCAUUGCCAUCCAGCGAAUCAAAUACAUUGGACGCAUUUGGCAUACGGGCAAGCGGAUUGUGAGCAAGUCGGUCUUCACAAUAACCCAGCAGAGAAGUCCGGGACUCAACCUGAACGUGGCGCCGCCCCAGUCCCCGCUGCCUGGACCCAACCCGAAUCUACCCACCAAUAAUAACAACAACCUCAUGGGCCGUCUUAGCUAUGCGCCCCUCUCACCGCCGAUGGUUAGUUACAGCACCGUGCAGCCAAUAAUGCUGCCAUCGGAUUUUACCCUCCAAGCGGCAACAUCUUCGUUGCAGAGCACCAUUGCCAACAAUAAUGCUGAUAACAGCUUGCCCUCGCUGGCGAGAUUGGACUGGCCAACUAUGCAGAAACCAAAAAGAGCGCAUGCGCGGCAUCACUGAAGCCUGAGAGUAUCCCACAACCCUUCUAGGAAAGCUCAACUGAGGCCCCAACUAUAAGUGAAGCCAUAUCGAAGACACUCUGCAGCAUGGAAGCAUCAAGGAUGCCAGGACAAGCGAUCCAUUUUAGUGUUAAUUACCUGUACCAUUUGUGUCCCAAAACCUAGUCUUAAGCUGUUGUAAACCUAAUUUAAGCGUACGCGCAAGCACACCAAACUUAGACAUGUAAUCAUUUGUAAGUGUUAUUUGUAUUUACCGCCCAAGUGUAGCCAUAAGCAUAAACCUAAUCCGUGUCCCAGUAUUUUGAUUGGUUCGACUGACUAUUGGCUGACAAAUCCCAAAGUCAUUUAUGUUUAAUUUUAUUUUUUUGGGUUUUGCCCGUAUAAGUUUCUGAUAAGUUGAUUAAACCAAAAUUGAUUUCAUAUUGAAAAGGUUUCUCUUUAUUAUUUUCUGUACAUAUAUGGAAUGUGCCUUAAGUGUGAGGAUUCACUGGACAAUUAAGAAUUCGAUUCACCACAUCAUUCAAAUAAAGGUUUAAAUGUUAAUGAUGUAAAAA
Drosophila subpulchrella is the source of this 9718-nucleotide messenger RNA. Its product is annotated as pericentrin. Lineage: Eukaryota; Metazoa; Arthropoda; Insecta; Diptera; Drosophilidae. Gene Ontology annotation, biological process: signal transduction. Gene Ontology annotation, molecular function: molecular adaptor activity. The transcript has 14 exons. The coding region runs from base 448 to 9165 and encodes 2905 amino acids. The record is from RefSeq and is a predicted model, not a curated record.